UCGCAUUAUGACAUCAUCGUAUUCCAACAAAAUGUCACUCGACACACGAAUAUUUACAAUGAAUUUAUUUCAUUAAUGCGUGCAUUAAAACAACGAUACAACGUACAUAUACAUAUGUAGAAAUUUAAAAUAAAACAAUGAUGAACGCGGACGAUCAAUUGCCAAAUAUCGAGAAAAUAUUUAAAAAUGAAGAUGAAGAUUUUGUACCUGGAGCCGGAUCUAACUUAGCUGCUAUUUUUGGAAAUUAUACAAAAGAUCAAGAUAUAUCCUGUGUAAUAAAACAGCCCGGUCAAAAAAGAUCUAGCAACAAGCGUAACAGUUUGUCAACUCCUUCCUCCACUAAAACAGAAGUUAUAAUAGCAAAAGCUAUUCAUGCUUAUAAAUUGCAAAAUGGACAAUAUAUCUCAAUUGGUAAACAUGGAAUAGCAUUAACAGGAAAUAUUUCUACUAGGAUAUAUCAAAUAAUUUUAUAUAAAACGAAACAGGAAUACGUUUCAAUAGUUACCAUAACAAGGAAAUUUACAUAUACCGUACAAAUUAAUAAUUAUUCCACUUAUUAUGAUGACAAUAAUGAAAAUUGGUCAAUUUUAUUUGAAAGUAAUGAUGCUUGUAUUGAAUUUGCCAGAGAAAUAGGUCUAGCUAAAUAUUUUUCAAAGGAUGACAAAAUAGAGAAUGUAAUUUAUCAAGAUUUAACAGCUGUUAUUAAAGACAAAGUUACAAAAGAAGGAUCAAGCGUAUCUAUGAAAUAUUUUAUUAGUACGGAGAUUCAGCAACCAUGUAAAAUAAAUUAUUCGUCGUUACAAACAAUGACAGUAAACAUAUCAAUGGACGAUAGUUGGGAAAGAACUCUUAUAGGGAUUAGUAAAGAAUUAAAAAGGAUUUUAUUUUUACCACCUAAUAAACAGAUCAGUUUAGGUCCAGGUUUUCCAAAAGAUAAAGAUAUUUUAAUGGAGAUAGAAGUAACGAAUAUACAAGAAUCAGAUGAACAAUAUUCAUUAUCUAAACCUACAGUUUCUGGGAAAGCAUCAUUGUUAUCAAGAAUGGCUAAAAUGGGUCAAUCAAUUCUUCCAAAGAUGCAAACAUCAACAACUACAGAUUCUGAAGAUACAGAGGAUGAUUCACCGCAAAAGUCACCACGACAUAAAAAGAUGGAAUCUUUAGAAGUGUCAUUACAAAAAAAACAUAUGACGCAAGAGACAUCUGGUAAUACAACACAAAGUACUUGCAAAGUAACAAAAUCGAAAAAUAACGUGCCUUCGACAAAUCCCAUUAUAUCUAAACCAUUAAUCUCUAAUGCCACAUUUACACAACCAUGGCCUGCUUCGCAAUUACCAUCAAAUUAUAUAACAUCGAAUGGUCAAAUGUAUUCCUUACAACCACAGCCUGUAACCCAAGCAGUAUCUACCGUAAUUGAUCCAAGUUUAAAUAUGCUUCUGUCAGAAACUAGAAUGGCAAAUGCCGAGCUCAGAAUGGGAAUGUCCAAAAUAGCUGAUAAUGUACAAAAAGUACUUGAUAAGUUUCAUAUUUUGGAAUUGCAAAAUGCAUCAUCAAUAAAAGAUGCAACAAUGGAAGAUACCUUGAAAUUAUUAUUAAACAUGAAUACGUCUCAAGGUGAUGUUAAAAACAAAGAAUUAUUAAAGACGACAGAUGUUGAAAAAAAUGUCUGUUGUGAACAUUUAUCUGAGCUAUCCAAAGUAAGAAAAGAAAUUGUUGAAUUGGAAAAUGAAAUAAAGUAUUUAAAAGAGUCCUUAUCAAAAAGUGUAGAAUUUGUUAAGAGACUAGAGGAUGAAAAAGUAUCUUUAUUCAGUAUUAAUAAAGAAUUAGAUGAUAAAAUUAAAGCACAUGAAGUAUCAUUGAGUAAUAAAAAUGAUGAAUUAUGUAAAAAACUAGAAGAUUUAGAAAAGUACAAAAUGUCACAAAAUGAAUAUGAAAGGGAGAAUGCAGAAUUGAAAGAUAAAAUCUCUGAGCUUACUGCAAAAAUUGAUAGUACUAUGACAGAAAUCAAUAUGGUAUCAUCAAAGAAUAAAGAUAGAGAAAAUAAAAAUAAAGAAAUCAAGUAUAUUAUGAACAGGACUUAUCUUACUUUGAUGGAAACAUUUACAAAUGAUUCAUAUAGCAGUGAUCAUAUAAAAGCUGUUAUAGCUAGUACAAUAAAGAACAUAACGUUGCAAGUUUUACAAGAAGUUCCUGAAAGGAAUAAUAUAAUGGAAACAGGAAUGGAAUCAAGGAAACCCUUGAAAAAUAUUCAAGAUAAUAAUGAACAAUCAAGUAAAUUUCUAAAUAAUCCAAAUUCGGUUAUACCAGCCGAACAGAAUGAACCACCACCUAUUCCACCAAUGGACAAAGAAUUGGACAAUGCUAUCUAUUAACGUAACGAUAACAUUGUAAUUAUUUCUUUAUGGAUAAUCCCAUAUAAAUAAAUGAUAUUUUUUAAAUUUA
Molecule: messenger RNA, 2439 nt
Organism: Vespa crabro (European hornet)
Lineage: Eukaryota; Metazoa; Arthropoda; Insecta; Hymenoptera; Vespidae
Product: FK506-binding protein 15
Exons: 12
Coding region: 138-2369 (743 amino acids)
Source: RefSeq, a predicted model, not a curated record